Messenger RNA from Marasmius oreades (fairy-ring Marasmius), 1565 nucleotides. RefSeq lists its product as uncharacterized. The transcript is spliced from 6 exons. Gene Ontology annotation, biological process: endoplasmic reticulum unfolded protein response; retrograde protein transport, ER to cytosol. The coding region runs from base 43 to 1452 and encodes 469 amino acids. The record is from RefSeq and is a predicted model, not a curated record. Lineage: Eukaryota; Fungi; Basidiomycota; Agaricomycetes; Agaricales; Marasmiaceae. Gene Ontology annotation, cellular component: endoplasmic reticulum lumen.
AGCGGUACCCACACGUCUACGCGUUCCUUCGAUUGCCUCGCAAUGCAUCUUCCUCUUCUCUUCCUCCUCCUUCCAUCACAUCCCGUCCUUUCACGCUCGUUCCACUCCUUUCCUCCAGAUACAUAUGCUUUCCCAAAGUACAAGGUCGCCUUCCUCAGCAAUCUCCCCGUCCUCAAUGAAACUGCCCAGAAGUGGUUAAAGGAGGGCCUUCAAGGCGGCGAACUCGAGUUCUUGGACCAACCUUGGGACAUGAGUCCUAUGCAACCACCCCUUUUGUUCAAGGAGAUUGGUAGUGGAGACUCUGAGCCUGCCACCCCACCUCCAAAGCCUUCCUAUUCUCUCGAGCACAUGAAGUUGGGUCCACGAGACUCAUAUCUGUGUUUUAUUCCUGCGCCUCUUGAUUUACCUCCCCCACCUCCAGAAGUUGAAACCGACGAUGAUGUCGCUACCGUCAAUAGCUGGUCGCUCCUCCAACCAUUAACUGGAAACUGUCUUUAUCAUCGAGAGCGGUGGUUCACAUACUCGUAUUGUCAUAACCAAGAAAUCCGCCAAUUCAAGGAACUAUCAAAUGGGAACUCUCAUAUCCCAGAGGAAGACCCAACGUGGGAGUCGUACACACUCGGAAAGGCUCCUGCAACGCCAGCACCCGGUGCCGACUUCACCGUAGCUCAGCGGAACGCCAUCGCAACAAACCUCAAGCUCGCUCGUGGCGCGGGAUCUAGAUAUCUUGUCCAAAGAUGGGGAGAUGGUACAAUCUGCGACAUGACUGGAAAACCUCGCGAAGUCGAAGUCCAGUUCCAUUGCUCCAUGGUGAUGUCAGAUUCCAUUCUCUUCGUUAAGGAAUCCAAGACGUGUUCAUACGUCCUCGUCAUCAACACACCUCGCCUAUGUGGCGAACCUGGAUUCCGGUCCCAACAAGAUGUCAACGAGCAGGCCCAUAUUCGCUGCCGAGAAAUCAUCAAUAGUCCCCGCCAGCCACAGGAAAUCUAUUCUGUCUCAGAAGCGGAUCAUCCGCAAAAGAUAGCGCAACCCAAACCUGUUUUACCGUCACCCAAACGUGGUACUGUCGACAAGUUGCGUGGGGGUGGAGGGGCGAAGGGGAACGAGUUGAUACGUAAAGCACUUCAGGCUAUCAAGGGGCAACAAAUGGAGGAGAUUAUUGUCCAAGGCGUUUCGGAGGAUGGGGCUUUUAUCAUUGAGGUAUUGGAUGAUGAACAACUCGGCGGAGGGGGCGUGGAAGAAGGAACUAUACAAGGAGAUAUGGAAAAGAUCGCUAAUGUGCUACGAAAAGCAGGUCUCGAUGUCCAACCACAAACGAGACAGCAGUCAUCUCGGUCGGAAGACCAAGGACAGAACAAUGACGAUACAGCCGAUCAGCAGAAAAAGAAAGACAGCCUACCGAGACCUCGCGGCGACGAACAUGAUGGACAUGGAGUUCACGACGAGUUGUAGUGUUUUGGAUGUUUCUGUAAUUCUAGAAAUAUUAGUGGCUGGGAAUGCUACAGAAUCACUUGACACGGUCAUGGGAAUGACCGCAACAGAUCAGAAGCGGGCUUAGCGGCUGA